AAUAAAGUCAAUUACGUGCGAGUUCAUCAAGGAAUGAAAUAAAAAAAAAUGAGGAUUGAAAAGAAAAUAAUCAUACUAUAAGUGAUAAGUAAUGUCCAAAGUGUAUCGAAAUUUCUCCUCAUCUUCUGCACACAGAACUAAAAGUGGAAUACGAGUGAAUAUAUAAGGAACGAAAAAGAGUUAAUUAUACCGUUCAUUUCUGGUUCUUCUGCUUCAUAAGGUUUUAAGUGUAAAAGUCAUUUUUUUUUUGCUGUUGUGUUGGAACUAAAAUAGAAUACAAAGUCAUAAAAAUGGUUCUUGUUACAAGGGGUGAUUAUAUUUGGAUUGAGCCAAUUACUGGUCAUGAAUUUGAUGUUGCUAUUGGUGCUCGAGUCGUAUCAGCAGAGGGUAGACGAAUUCAAGUUAAAGAUGAUGAUGGAGUUGAACAAUGGCUUCCACCCGAGAGGAGAAUCAAAGCUAUGCAUGCUUCAUCUGUUCAAGGUGUCGAAGAUAUGAUUUCAUUGGGAGAUUUACACGAAGCUGGAAUUUUGAGAAAUCUAUUAAUCCGUUAUAAUGACAAUUUAAUUUAUACGUAUACUGGAUCAAUUUUAGUUGCCGUUAAUCCAUAUCAAAUUUUGCCAAUUUAUACAGCAGAUCAAAUAAAAAUUUAUAAAGAGCGUAAAAUUGGUGAACUUCCACCACAUAUCUUUGCAAUCGGUGAUAAUGCAUAUGCAAGUAUGAAACGAUUUUGUCAGGAUCAAUGCAUUGUCAUUUCGGGAGAGUCAGGUGCUGGAAAGACUGAAAGCACAAAAUUAAUCUUACAAUAUCUUGCAGCAAUCAGUGGAAAACAUUCAUGGAUUGAACAGCAAAUUCUCGAAGCGAAUCCAAUUCUCGAAGCAUUUGGUAAUGCAAAAACUGUACGUAAUGAUAAUUCAUCAAGAUUUGGAAAAUAUAUAGACAUUCACUUUAGUCGUAAUGGUGUAAUUGAGGGAGCAAAAAUUGAACAAUAUCUUUUGGAAAAAUCUCGAAUUGUAUCACAAAAUCCAGAAGAAAGAAAUUAUCAUAUUUUCUACUGUCUGCUAGCGGGUCUGUCAAGUGAAGACAAACGAAAACUGGAACUUGGAAAUGCAAAAGAUUAUCGCUAUUUAACAGGUGGUGGAUGUGUGACGUGUGAUGGACGAGAUGAUACAGCAGAAUAUGCUGAUAUACGAUCAGCAAUGAAAGUUCUCUGUUUUUCUGAUCAAGAAAUAUGGGAAAUACUUAAACUUUUAGCAGCACUGUUACAUACUGGAAAUAUUAACUAUAAAGCAAUAACCAUUGAUAAUCUCGACGCAACAGAAAUUCCUGAUCAAACGAACGCAAAACGUGUUUCAAAUCUCUUAGAAUUGCCAAUGCAAGCAUUUAUUAAUGCACUGACACGGAAAACAUUCUUAGCGCAUGGUGAAACCGUUAUAUCAACUUUAUCGCGAGAGCAAUCAAUUGAUGUAAGAGAUGCGUUUGUAAAAGGAGUUUAUGGACGUCUUUUCGUUUUAAUAGUCAAGAAAAUUAAUAAUGCAAUAUAUAAACCAAAAACAACAAUGAGAACAGCAAUCGGUGUGCUGGAUAUUUUUGGAUUUGAGAAUUUUAAUCUCAACAGUUUUGAGCAGUUUUGCAUCAAUUACGCCAACGAGAAUCUUCAACAAUUCUUUGUGCAGCAUAUUUUUAAAUUAGAACAGGAAGAAUACAAUCAUGAAGCAAUUAACUGGCAGCACAUUGAAUUUGUCGACAAUCAAGAUGCUUUAGAUUUGAUAGCAAUUAAGCAGUUGAACAUUAUGGCACUUAUAGACGAGGAGUCUAAAUUUCCUCGAGGAACAGACCAAACAAUGCUUGCGAAAUUACAUAAAACCCACGGUUCACAUAGAAAUUACUUGAAACCGAAAUCAGACAUUAAUACAUCAUUUGGGUUAAAUCAUUUUGCCGGUGUCGUAUUUUAUGACACGAGAGGAUUUUUGGAGAAAAAUCGCGACACAUUUAGUGCUGAUAUUCUUCAUUUGAUUGCAACAUCGUCGAGUAAAUUUCUUCAGCUUGUCUUUGCAAAUGAUAUUGGAAUGGGAGCAGAAACGCGAAAGCGCACACCUACAUUGUCAACACAGUUCAAGAAAAGUCUUGAUUCACUCAUGAAAACCUUAUCGACGUGUCAGCCAUUCUUUAUUCGUUGCAUUAAACCAAACGAGAUUAAGAAACCUAUGAUGUUUGACAGAAAUUUAUGUUGUCGUCAAUUAAGAUACUCAGGUAUGAUGGAAACGAUAAGAAUUCGUCGUGCGGGAUAUCCAAUAAGACACAAUUUCCGUGAUUUUGUUGAACGUUAUAGAUUUUUAAUUAACGGAGUACCCCCAGCACAUAAAACAGAUUGUCGUGCUCAAACAUCUAGAAUUUGCGCUCAAGUUCUUGGACGAACAGACUAUCAACUCGGUAAUACUAAAGUGUUUCUCAAGGAUGCUCACGAUUUAUUUUUGGAGCAAGAACGUGAUCGUGUAUUGACUAGAAAGAUUUUAAUUCUUCAACGUUCUAUACGUGGUUGGGUAUAUCGCAGACGAUUCUUAAAAAUGCGUGCAGCUGCAGUUGUUGUACAAAAGUAUUGGAAAGGUUAUGCACAAAAGAAACGAUAUCGUAAAAUGAAAAUUGGUUAUAUGCGCCUUCAAGCAUUAGUCCGUUCGCGUGUGCUGAGUCAUCGAUUUAGACACUUGAGGGGACACAUUGUAGGUUUGCAAGCACAUAUUCGUGGGUACUUAACACGUCGAGAAUAUGGGCAUAAGAUGUGGGCAAUAGUCAAAAUUCAAGCACAUAUGAGACGAUUAAUUGCUAUGCAGCGUUAUAAAAAACUUAAGAUUGAAUUCAGAAAACAUCGUGAAGCCAUUCGAAUAAGAAUGAUGGAAGAGGAACAGUUGAAGCAUCAAGGUAAUAAACGAGCUAAAGAGAUUGCAGAAAAAAAUUAUAUAGAGCGAAUAAACGAACUCGAACGAAAAGAAAUGGAAGUAGAAUUGGAAGAUAGAAGAAGAGUAGAAGUUAAGAAAAAUCUGAUUAAUGAUGCGGCCCGUAAACAAGAUGAGCCCGUGGAUGAUGGGAAAUUGGUUGAAGCAAUGUUUGACUUUCUUCCCGAUUCUAGCAGUGAAGCACCCACACCACAUGGAGGUCAUGAAACUUCCGUAUUUAAUGAUCUUCCGUCUGGCAUUCAAAAUGAUGAUGACAUAAUUGGGCCAAUGCAUACUGUAUCUGAAGACGACGAGGACUUAACAGAAUUCAAGUUUCAAAAGUUCGCAGCUACAUACUUUCAAGGAAAUAUCACACAUUAUUACUCACGAAAGCCACUUAAACAUCCUCUACUUCCACUUCAAACACAAGGCGAUCAGCUUGCUGCUCAAGCAUUAUGGAUUACAAUCUUAAGAUUUACUGGUGAUUUACCUGAACCAAGAUAUCAUACAAUGGACCGAGAUAAUACGUCAGUCAUGAGUAAAGUCACAGCAACAUUAGGUCGUAAUUUUAUUCGAAGCAAAGAAUUCCAAGAAGCACAGUUGAUGGGUCUUGAUCCGGAGACGUUUGUGAAGCAAAAACCCAGAUCAAUUCGUCACAAAUUAGUCUCACUCACAUUAAAAAGAAAAAAUAAGCUUGGAGAUGAUGUGCGUAAAAAGCUACAAGAUGAAGAAUACACUGCUGAUUCAUAUCAAUCGUGGUUAGAAUCUCGCCCAACUAGUAAUUUGGAGAAGCUUCACUUCAUUAUAGGCCAUGGAAUUUUAAGGGCUGAGCUACGUGAUGAAAUUUACUGCCAGAUUUGUAAACAGUUAACGAAUAAUCCAUCAAAAUCAUCGCAUGCUCGCGGCUGGAUUUUGCUUUCAUUGUGUGUUGGCUGUUUUGCACCAUCAGAAAAAUUUGUAAAUUACUUGCGAUCGUUUAUUCGAGAAGGUCCACCGGGCUAUGCUCCCUAUUGUGAGGAUAGACUUAAAAGAACAUUUAAUAACGGCACCAGAAAUCAACCUCCAUCUUGGCUUGAACUUCAAGCUACUAAAUCUAAAAAACCAAUAAUGCUUCCCAUAACAUUUAUGGAUGGAAAUACGAAAACACUUCUUGCUGAUAGUGCGACAACAGCACGAGAAUUAUGCAAUCAAUUAUCUGAUAAAAUUCAAUUGAAAGAUCAAUUCGGAUUUUCUUUAUAUAUAGCAUUAUUUGAUAAGGUAUCUUCAUUAGGUAGCGCUGGAGAUCAUAUUAUGGAUGCAAUUUCACAAUGCGAGCAAUAUGCAAAAGAACAAGGUGCUCAAGAACGUAACGCUCCGUGGAGAUUGUUCUUCCGUAAAGAAAUUUUUGCGCCUUGGCAUGAUCCAACGGAAGAUCAAGUAGCAACAAACUUAAUAUAUCAGCAAGUUGUAAGAGGUGUAAAAUUCGGUGAAUAUAGAUGUGAUAAAGAAGAAGAUUUGGCAAUGAUUGCUGCUCAACAAUACUAUAUUGAAUAUAAUACAGAUAUGUCAAUGGAACGGCUUUUUUCGUUAAUUCCAAACUUUAUUCCUGACUAUUGUCUCACAGGAAUUGAAAAGGCUGUUGAAAGAUGGGUUCAAUUAAUUCUUCAAGCGUAUAAGAAAAGUUAUUAUUUGAAAGAUAAAGAUAAAGUUGCAUCCUUAAGAGUCAAAGAAGAUGUUGUUAGCUAUGCAAAAUAUAAAUGGCCCUUACUGUUUUCACGAUUUUAUGAAGCUUAUCGAAACAGUGGACCAAAUCUUCCAAAAAAUGAUGUCAUAAUAGCUGUAAAUUGGACUGGCGUUUAUGUUGUAGAUGAUCAAGAACAAGUACUUUUAGAAUUAUCAUUCCCAGAAAUAACAACAGUAUCAAGUCAAAAAACCAAUAAGGUCUUCACACAAACAUUUAGUCUAGCUACAGUUAGAGGAGAAGAAUUUACAUUCCAAAGUCCAAAUGCUGAAGAUAUUCGAGACUUGGUUGUUUUCUUCUUAGAAGGAUUGAAGAAGCGUUCAAAAUUUGUAAUAGCAUUGCAGGAUUAUCGAUCACCAGGUGAAGGAACAAGCUUUCUUUCAUUCUUAAAAGGUGAUUUAAUCUUGUUAGAGGAAGAUAGUACUGGCGAAACUGUGUUAAAUAACGGAUGGUGUAUAGGAAGAUGUGAAAGAACACAAGAGCGUGGAGAUUUUCCAGCAGAAACAGUUUAUGUUCUACCAACACUCACAAAACCUCCUACAGAUAUUCUUGCACUCUUCAGUAUCGAAGGAAUAACGCACGGUCGUCGAUUAAGUGCUACAUACUCAAAUGGUGGAACUGAACCCCGUGAAAAACCUCAUAAUUUAUCAGAAUAUGCAAUUGAUCAUUUUCGUCCACCGCCCAAACGAACUAUGUCUAAAACACUAACAUUAAGCUCGAAACGCAGUGGAGAAGAAUUAUGGAAAUAUUCACGAGACCCUUUAAAGCAGCCUUUAUUAAAGAAAUUAUUAGCAAAAGAAGAACUGUCUGAAGAAGCCUGUUUCGCCUUUACUGCCAUAAUGAAAUAUAUGGGAGAUUUGCCAUCAAAACGACCUCGAAUUGGAAAUGAAAUAACUGAUCACAUUUUCGAUGGUCCUUUAAAGCACGAAAUCUUGAGAGAUGAAAUUUACUGUCAAAUUAUGAGGCAGUUAACAGACAAUAGAAAUAGAAUAUCAGAAGAACGAGGGUGGGAAUUGAUGUGGCUAGCAACUGGCUUAUUUGUCUGCAGUCAAGGUUUAUUGAAAGAACUUAUGGUAUUCUUAAGAACACGAAGACAUCCCAUUUCUCAGGACUCACUUCAUAGAUUGCAAAAAACAUUAAGAAAUGGCCAACGAAAGUAUCCACCGCAUCAAGUUGAAGUUGAAGCUAUCCAACACAAAACUACACAAAUCUUCCAUAAAGUCUAUUUCCCCGAUGACACAGAUGAAGCUUUUGAAGUGGAUUCUUCAACUCGAGCAAAAGACUUUUGUCAAAAUAUAUCUCAGCGUCUUAAUUUGAGAUCAAGUGAAGGUUUCAGUCUAUUUGUAAAAAUUGCUGAUAAGGUGAUUUCGGUUCCAGAAGGAGAUUUCUUCUUUGAUUUUGUCCGACAUUUGACUGAUUGGAUUAAGAAAGCAAGACCUUCGCGUGAUGGAGCAACACCUCAAUUUACGUACCAAGUAUUUUUCAUGAAAAAGUUAUGGACAAAUACUGUUCCUGGAAAAGACAAAAAUGCAGAUUUAAUCUUCCAUUAUCACCAGGAGCUUCCAAAACUUUUGAGAGGAUACCAUAAAUGUACGAAAGAAGAAGCUGCAAAACUUGGGGCUUUAGUGUAUCGAGUUCGUUAUGGAGAUAGUAAGCAAGAAUUGCAAGCCAUACCCCAAAUGCUUCGAGAGUUGGUGCCUUCAGAUUUGAUAAAACUUCAAGGAUCGAAUGAAUGGAAAAGAGCCAUUGUUUCUGCAUAUAAUCAAGAUGGAGGAAUGACUCCUGAAGAUUCGAAGGUUACUUUUUUGAAAAUCGUUUAUCGUUGGGCCACUUUUGGAUCAGCAUUCUUUGAAGUGAAGCAAACUACUGAGCCUAACUACCCUGAAAUGCUUUUAAUAGCAAUUAAUAAGCAUGGUGUUAGCCUUAUACAUCCUCAAACAAAGGAUAUUUUGGUGACACAUCCAUUCACAAGAAUAAGUAACUGGUCUUCUGGCAAUACGUACUUUCACAUGACAAUAGGAAAUCUAGUUCGUGGUUCAAAACUUUUAUGUGAAACAUCAUUAGGAUAUAAAAUGGAUGACUUACUGACAUCCUAUAUUUCACUUAUGCUGACAAAUAUGAAUAAACAAAGAUCCAUUAGAGUAAAAUAAUUAAUACAAUCUAAUUUAGGUAAUAAAGUAUUGACUACGAUCAUUAACACAUUUUCAUGAAUUAAAUAACAUGGCAAGUUUAUAGUGUAUUUGAAUAUUUAUUGCAUGAUAAUCAGAGAGGGAAUCAGAGAACUGUUUGUUUAAUAAUUUAAUUAACUUUUUGUGUUUUUUCUGCGUUCGCACGUUCUGUCUGAAAAUUGUUGAGACA
Messenger RNA from Chironomus riparius, 7008 nucleotides. Lineage: Eukaryota; Metazoa; Arthropoda; Insecta; Diptera; Chironomidae. The record is from the annotation of a GenBank genome assembly.